CUUGUUCAAAAUGAAACCUAAAGUACAAUAAAUCAAAUCAUAUUUUUUUUCACCUUCAACAAUGGCUUAUUACUACAACCAAUUUUUUUUCUUGUUAUUACUUGUCACUUUGUCAUUAACAAGUAGCUGCAUAAUUCAAGCAAACGCGCGUCAUCUUCUUGAAGUAACUAUACCUGAGCUUCCUAAGCCUGAACUGCCACAUUUCCCAGAAAUCCCAACUUUACCAAAGCCUGAAUUUCCUGAAAUUUCUAAACACGAGCUGCUAAAUCUGCCAAAGCCUGUCUUGCCAGAAAUCCCAAAGCCAGAGUACUUACCAACAUUUCCAAAGCCUGAACUUUCAACAUUGCCAAAACUCGAGAUGCCUGUCAUUCCUAAGCCUGAACUGCCAACUUUCUCAAAGCCUGAAAUUCCUCAAGUACCUAAAAAGCCUUGAGAGCGCGCGAGGCAUAUAUAUGAAAUUCUCUUUGCUUCAUUGGAGAAGCAUUCUUGAAAUGUUCCACUUCAUUAAUGUGUCAUAUGGUCAUGUGUUUUUCUAUGUUGUACUAGAAAAUUUCAUUUGAAGGUUUCCUUUUGAAAAUAUUAUUUAUGUCAUGAUAUUCUAUCAUCAAUUACAAGAAUUAUUAAUGAAAUUGUUCUGCCAUCAGUUCAA
Messenger RNA from Solanum dulcamara, 649 nucleotides. Its product is annotated as protein PELPK2-like. The transcript has a single exon. The record is from RefSeq and is a predicted model, not a curated record. Lineage: Eukaryota; Viridiplantae; Streptophyta; Magnoliopsida; Solanales; Solanaceae. The coding region runs from base 62 to 433 and encodes 123 amino acids.